GGGAACUCUGGCUGUCAGAUGAGCAAGCUGACAACACUGAACUUUAUAACGUUGGUCUAAAUAAACAAAACAGAAGUUUACUAUGGCCACUGAAGGAGGCCCAGCAGACCUGGUAAAGGUGCUUCACCUCUUGUUCAUUUCAUUCACAUGGGGCAUGCAGGUGUGGGUUUCGUUCAUUGCAGGGCUUGUUUUGUUGUCCAAGGUCAGUCUUCACACAUUUGGUUUAGUUCAGAGCAAACUCUUUCCCAUGUAUUUUUAUUGUCUGCUGGCCAGUAACACAGUCAGCCUGGUUAUAUAUACUGUGUAUCACCCUAGAAAGCUUCUGGAUGGCCAUGAAACUAUACAGAUGGCUUUGUUUUUCAUGGCAGUGAUUAUGUCAGGAUUGAAUGUGCAGUGGUUCACUCCAGCUGUCCUUAAGCACUCUCUGGUGAUGAGGAAGAUUGAGCAGGAGCAUGGCCUUGGUGGAGAGAUACGCUUUUUCACCACCAGGGAGCCCUACAAAAAACUCUGUGAGCAGGAUCCAAAAUACAAGGCCCACAGGAAAACUUUUUACCGCUACCAUGGCAUGUCCAUCCUGACCAAUAUCACUGGCUUCGCCUGCACUACCGUCAUUCUCAUCUACCUGGCACUUCACUUGGCUACAAUAUAAUAUACAGCAGUAUAAGUAUUGCUAAACAGAUGUUCAUUUGUGAGGGUCAGAGUGAUACGUUCAGGAGUUGGUAUUAAAAUUCCAACAUUACAAAAAAUAAAUAAAUAAAUGAUUUGAUUUGGUUUAGCCCUUUUUAAUCAAAUCUUCAAAA
Molecule: messenger RNA, 800 nt
Organism: Clarias gariepinus (North African catfish)
Lineage: Eukaryota; Metazoa; Chordata; Actinopteri; Siluriformes; Clariidae
Product: transmembrane protein 205-like
Exons: 4
Coding region: 83-649 (188 amino acids)
Source: RefSeq, a predicted model, not a curated record